Molecule: messenger RNA, 858 nt
Organism: Chironomus riparius
Lineage: Eukaryota; Metazoa; Arthropoda; Insecta; Diptera; Chironomidae
Source: the annotation of a GenBank genome assembly
AUGAUUGUCGAAAUGAAUUUGUGUACGCAAUUAAAUGGAAACGUGAAAUGCGAAUCUUGUUCAAAUAUUACAACGGAUAUAAUUUGGCCAUCGUUAUUUCGAGAGGGUAUUUGGUAUGAUCAACUUCGUAUUUAUUCAGUCCCUCCACGAUUUGAUACUGUUUCUUUGUUUGCGACAAGAUUUGAAACAAAAUGUGGAUUUUAUGAACUGCGAGGCAAAUCAAAAAUGGGAUUUGAUUUGUAUAAAGGCUAUUAUACUGAACGAUUUGAUGAGUAUUUCUAUCCUUUUAUGGCGAGAGUAAAAGCAAAUUAUGAUAAUAUAUCAUAUAGUAUUUUUGUGGAGCGGAAAUUUUGCGAUUAUUAUGCAAAUAAUAAACGAGUUGCUCAUCAGAUGAAUAUCCUCUCAACCGAUUAUGCAAGCUAUAUGAUCCUUCAUCAAUGUAUCGAUGGAUACAAUUGUGUUAUGUUACUAACACAAAACGAAAAUUACAUCACAGAAAACGACAAUAAAAUUGGCAUUGAACAAGCAAUUGUCAAUAUAAUUACCCAACACAAUCUCGCCAUUGAAAAUCGGAUAUUCGUCUGGUCCGCUAAAAACUAUUGUCGACACCAUAUUGAGGAAAUUUAUCCUCAAUUUUAUCGCAGAAAAUAUAUUGAUCGAAAGCAAGUUGAAUGUUCAAUAAACUCAUCAAUUGACACAAUCGAAUUGGAAGAUUAUUGGUGGAAUAAAAUGGAAAUGGAAAAUGACCGAAAAAGUUCAGUAAAGAAGCGCUUGAUCACCAUUACCUGGUUCUUGGUUGCAGUGGCUAGCAUAUUAUUCAUUGUUUAUGUAUUUGAUAGCAAUUUUGAAAUAUCCUAA